Molecule: messenger RNA, 2701 nt
Organism: Patella vulgata (common limpet)
Lineage: Eukaryota; Metazoa; Mollusca; Gastropoda; Patellidae
Product: BAG family molecular chaperone regulator 3
Exons: 2
Coding region: 47-1312 (421 amino acids)
Biological process (GO): protein stabilization
Cellular component (GO): cytosol; membrane; nucleus
Molecular function (GO): protein-folding chaperone binding; adenyl-nucleotide exchange factor activity
Source: RefSeq, a predicted model, not a curated record
UUCGAGAAGAAUUCCCCUCCCUACCUGUUAUAAAAGCUCGAUUACGAUGUCUUCAACUCAGAAUUAUAAUCUGUAUCCAAAUAGUGAACAAGUUCCAUUACCAAGUGGUUGGGAAAUGUUUAUUGAUUCAGGAAGUAGAAUUCCAUAUUUUGUGGACCAUAACACGAAAACAACAACUUGGACUGACCCCCGAAGUAUGUAUUAUGGUAGUCAGCCUACAACAUACCCCAAUCAAAGUUAUCCCCAUUCCUAUGGAGGAGGGGGGCAGUUUGAGAGGGCAGGGGGAGUGGAAAUACCUGUGAUUCACGAGUCACCCUACCCAAAACAUCAACAACACAGUUCUGGACGAGUUCCGACAUCUCAAGGAUUAGGUGUUCAUAAUAUGACAAACACCACACGUUCUGCAUCUCCAUCAUUUAGAGAAAUUCCAAUUCAACACGUUAGACAGGCUUGUGACAAAGGGGCUCGCAGUUCCCCAAUUUCGCAUAAUAUACAAUUUGAGAGAAGAGAUCCCGGGUCACGUGGAUCACCCAUUCCUCAGGGUUUUCAAUUUGAAAGACAGGAUCGAGGAUCACAGAAUUCUCCUGUGCCAAUGUUUGACAGACAAGAAAGAGGAUCUAGACACUCUCCUGUCCCUCAUAAUAUCCAGGAUCUUGGCUCCCGACGUUCUCCCGUUCCAAAUUACGAAAGGCCAAUGCAGUCAGGUAGUCAUCCAGGAGCCCCUAGAUCAGACUCUUCCCUUCCAAAAGUAAUACCGAUAGUUCACGAAACGAGUAAUCAAGAGCAACCACAAAAAACAUAUCAGAGUGAACCGAAACCAGCGGAACAAACGCCACAGCGUCGGGAUGAACGUCAACGAUCUGAGUCUAUGGAUGCUGCUGAAAGUGAUCCAGAACCACCACGACAACCCCCAAAGCCAAAAACUGCAGAGGAACGAGCAAAUGAAAUAAUUGAAAGUGUUACAGCAGAAGUUAAUGAACUAGAACAACAAGUAAAUCAGUUCACAGGACAGAAAUCAGAUAAAAGUUAUAAAUAUUUAGAAGAAAUGUUGACACGAAGUUUAAUAAAACUUGAUGGGGUUGAGGCCGAGGGCCAUGAUGAUAUUCGUACUAGGAGAAAACAGACAGUUCGUUAUAUACAACAAACAUUAGACAUGUUAGAACUAAAAGCUAGCAGUAAUGAACCUCCACAACAGUUAGAAUCUGUGACUACUGCAUCAAAUCCGAGCCAAGACUGUGAUAAAAAAAAUAAAACGAACAAUCGUGACCAGGACGUUAAAGAAAUGGUCUUAGAUAGCGAAGUUUCUUGUUAAGUAAAGUACUUUUUAGAUGUUUUAAAAAAUGAUUUAUUACUAACAUAUAUGGAAAUAUUUUGCAAAAGCUAUAUUUAGAAAGUGACUGGCUCUAAAAUCUAUACCGCUUCUGCUGUUAAGUGUUGGAGAAAGUGUCAGUUACUAAAACUAUCUACAAGGUGCCUAGCUUUCGUCUCAAACUGUGCUCGACUGAAUGACCUUUCAGUUCUAGAGAAUAUGUCAUAAUGACCCUCAAAUAAAGUGAUUCUGGGGAAUUUAUUUAUUUAGCAGGACAGAGAUAAUUCUUGCGAUUUUCGGAAAGAAGCACGGUGAAGAAGUAUUCUGAGAUUUUUAAUCAAAAUUCUCAUUAGGACCAAAUCUGGCUGAAUUCAAGAUAUUAACAUAUUGAUUUGAUCUGCAUAAUAUUGUGAAUAAGCUUCUAGUAAUUUGUUUAGAUGUGCAGUAUUAGUCUGAUACAUGUAUAUCUGAGCUCUCCCUGACUUCAGUGACAUUGGGACAUCAGUCAAAAUUAAUAAGAAUUGUGGUACAUGUACAUGUACGUGGCAAAAUCAUAAAUGGCAGAGGAAUCCUGGCCGACUUUGUGAUGGUGGCUUAUUUCUCAAAGUUGGUGGUAGAGGUCAGAAAUACCAAACUAAUGACUUAUAAAAGUAAUAUAUGUACAGUAAUUUAUAUCUGAACAUAGAAUACUCUGUAUAUUAUGAAAAUAUUGACACAAAAUGGAAAGUUAUAAUGUUAAACGUACAUAGUGAAAUUGUUAUAAUUUAUUAUAUUUAGCUGUUGAUUGUAGAGAAUAUUUAUUACUAUAUUUAUGGAUGUUACCCUUCCUUAUUUCACACAGAUUAAACUUCAGAAUUUAAAAAUCUCUGUAAAGUCUUUACUAGAAAUUGACAUAGGUGAACUUACGCUGGUAGUAGCAUACAAAUAUUGGAAGCCUUCUAUAAAAUUUCACAACUGUCGCAGAAAUCAAGCUUGAAAGGUUCUUCUGAAUCCAUUUUCUGGUAAUAUUUGUGUCAAAAUGAUAACUAUUAACCAUAAUGGAUACAUGUACAUGUAAUGUCUUACCGAAUUUAUUUACAUUAUAACUAAUGAUAGUAAUCUACCUACUGUUAUUUGAAAUUUUACCUGCAUGUAAAUAAUUUUUAAGUCUACAUGUAUGUGCAUAUCUGCAUUGAAUUUAGAGAGGCUUACACACAAUAGUUUCAGAAAAUCAAUCAGAUUCUUUUGCUUACUAUAUUUAGGUUUUGAUAAAACACUUUUAAAUAGUAAGAUUCAAUUUUAAGUAAUGGUCUGUUGUUAAUAAAAGGAAAGCUUAUAGCACAUUGUAAGAAGUUAUUUACUCAAAGUUAUUAAAGUAUAUCUUCCAAUGAUUAUUAAAGUUUGUUUACAAGA